AUGGGGUCAGAAUUAACGCCGCAGCAGAAGGUCGAGUUGAUCAAGCAGAAUCUCCAGGAGGUUCUCAAGCCAGAGAUCAUCGAUGACAUAAUUAUCAAGCAGAAUCGGCCGCUGAAAAUCUACUUGGGAACUGCGACGACCGGCCGGCCACACUGUGGCUACUUUGUCCCGAUCGUAAAGAUCGCCCAUUUCCUCCGCGCAGGAUGUCACGUCAAGAUUCUCCUUGCCGACAUCCACGGCUUCCUCGACAACCUCAAAGCCCCCAUUGAGCUCGUCAACUUCCGCGCCGAAUACUACCGCUAUGUAAUAACAGCCAUGCUCAAGGCCAUACACGUGCCCCUCGAGAAGCUCGAGUUCGUGCUCGGAUCGUCCUACCAGCUCUCGGCGAAAUACACAAUGGAUAUAUUCCGGCUAAGUAGCAUGGUAACUGAACACGAUGCCAAAAAGGCCGGUGCCGAGGUUGUCAAACAAGUCGACAAUGCGCCGCUGUCUGGCCUCAUCUACCCGCUCAUGCAGGCCCUGGACGAAGAACACUUGGACGUUGAUGCGCAGUUCGGCGGUGUCGACCAGAGGAAGAUCUUCACCCUGGCGCAGGAAACGCUACCUCGCAUCGGAUACAAGGAGCGAGCGCACUUGAUGAACCCCAUGGUCCCCGGUUUGGCGGGUGGAAAGAUGUCUGCUUCAGACCCGGACUCUAAGAUCGAUAUACUAGACACUGCUGAUGCGGUUAAGAAGAAGAUCCGCAAGGCUUAUGCGAUGCCCAAGGAGACCGAGGGAAAUGGGAUGAUCAGCUUCGUAGAAUAUGUUUUGCUCCCUGUUAGUGCGUUGGAGAAUGCAGACGGCAAGGGUGCUUUUGCGGUUGACAGAAGUGAGGAGGAAGGCGGCCCGGUGGUGUACGAUUCCAUCGACGCGGUGAAAGCAGAUUAUCAAGCUGAUAAGCUGACACCUCAAAUCUUGAAACACGCCAUAACAACGGCGCUGAAUAAUAUCCUUGCCCCCAUCCAGGCCGCCUACGCUGCGGACACUGAGUGGCAGGAGCUUGCAAAGAAGGCCUACCCGCCCCCUCCUGCGCCUGAGAAGAAGCAGAAGAAACCAAAGGACAAGGGGAACAGAUACCCUGGUGGCGGGAAACCCGUUGCCGCACAGCCGGACGGAUCGGUUCAGGGAGAGGGCAGUGCCAAGGCUUCAGUUGGAGAGAAUGUCGAUGAGGCCAUGCAGAAGCUGGAUGUUAAGGAAUAA
Messenger RNA from Arthroderma uncinatum, 1239 nucleotides. RefSeq names its product tyrosyl-tRNA synthetase. The record is from RefSeq and is a predicted model, not a curated record. Gene Ontology annotation, biological process: tyrosyl-tRNA aminoacylation. The transcript is spliced from 3 exons. NCBI's taxonomy places the organism in Eukaryota, Fungi, Ascomycota, Eurotiomycetes, Onygenales, Arthrodermataceae. Bases 1 to 1239 code for a protein of 412 amino acids. Gene Ontology annotation, molecular function: tyrosine-tRNA ligase activity; ATP binding.